AUGUAUCAGACGUCCAUUGGUCCCUGCUCUGCAGGACGAGCGCAGUCCUCCCUGGGAGUUGUAGUCCUCUAUUGUUGUCCACGCUGCAAGAUGAAAGAACAAAUGGGGAUCUUUACUCUUGGAGAAUGACCUCAAAAUGUUCAUCAGGAAUGUAUUCUCAGAGAGGAAAUGACAUGACUUCAAGACGAGCUAACUCAUAAGAAAAUGAACUUCCAUUGCAAUGAGUCCUCAAGCGCCACGCCUACGGGAUAUUUUCCAAACUGCAGCCUUCAGCCACGACUACAACCCGCAACCCAUUUUCAUUUCUCAUGAGUCAGCGGACACCAUGUCUGGGAGGACCGGGGAAGGACGCUCUGGCCGCACUAGAUGCUUGGGGCGACGACUAUGAUAAGCCCCUCUAUCCGUCGCUGGCGGCCAGACUCUGUGGUCGCGAUUUGGAAAUCUGCGCGGGAAGUGGGCGGUGCGGUGAAGCGGCGGUGGGUUGUCCUUUGAAGCUGCCCAAUCGAGGUGCACUAUUCUGUGCGCCUUCGGCGGCCUCUGAUUACAGCCUCAGCCAACUGAUCUCAGCCUCGCCGGAGAAGCCGCCCCUUUGAGCUGUAAGGGGGCGGGGACGGGGCGGGGCUCUGGCUGUGCCUCAGAGUUGGCGGCUUGCUCUGUCGGCGUGCAGCCGGGCUGUGAAAGACAGCGGCAGGAGCCAAUCAGCGAAUCGGCCCUCGCCCCGCUCAGGCACUCGCGCCAUCCCGGUCGCGGCCGUUACUGGUGGCGCGCGCGGGGACUCAAAGUAGAUCAUGGAAGACACCCAGGUUAUUAACUGGGAAGUUGAAGAAGAGGAGGAGGUUGAAGAGAGACCCAGUGAAUCUUUGGGGUGUAGCUCGGAGCCCCUUGGGCGACUGCGUAUCUUCAGUAGUUCCUAUGGACCAGAAAAAGAUUUCCCAUUAUACCUCGGGAAGAAUGUGGUAGGCCGAAUGCCUGAUUGCUCUGUGGCCCUGCCCUAUUCAUCUAUCUCCAAACAACAUGCGGUGAUUGAAAUCUUGGCCUGGGACAAGGCACCUGUCCUCCGGGAUUGUGGGAGCCUCAAUGGUACUCAAAUCCUGAGGCCUCCUAAGGUCCUGGGCCCUGGGGUGAGUCAUCGUUUGAGGGACCGGGAGUUGAUUCUCUUUGCUGACUUGCCCUGCCAGUACCAUCGCUUGGAUGUCCCCCUGCCCUUUGUCUCCCGGGGCCCUCUAACUGUAGAGGAGACACCCAGGGUACAGGGAGGAACUCAACCCCACAGGCUUCUGUUGGCUGAGGACUCAGAGGAAGAAGUAGAUUCUCUUUCUGAAAAGUGUGUGGUGAAAGGACCAAGGACCUCCUUUUUGGCAACAGUAGUUCCAGAGAGCGAUGAGGAGGGACCUUCGUCUGCCCUGGAUGGCCCUGGGCCACCUUUUGCCUUCAACUUGAACAGUGACACAGAUGAGGAAGAAAGUCAGCAACCAGGAGCAGGGGAGGCCUCCUCAGCUGUCAGAAGAGUCACCGCUGCAGAGACAGAACAGCCUAAACCUGUCACAACUGAAAUCCAGCUUGAAAAGGAUCAGUGUUCAGUGAAGGAGAAGAACAAUGACACGAAAGUUGAGAGGAAUGCGAGGAGUGGGGUGGUUCCAGUUGGAGUGAUUCUGGAGAGGAGCCAGCCUGCUGGGGAGGACAGUGACACAGACGUGGAUGAUGAGAGCGGGCCUCUGAGAAGGCUCACUGGGGUCCAUCUGGAAAGGGCCCAGCCUUGUGGCUUCAUAGACAGUGAUACUGAUGUGGAAGAAGAGGGGAUCCCUGCGACCCCAGCAGUAGUUCCUGUGAGGAAGAGGCACAUCUUCCAUGAAGUUGGUACAGAGAGUCCUCGGGCACCUGGCGUGGCACAUCGGCAGGAGAGCCCGGCUGGUAGUGAUACAGAUAUAGAGGAGAGGGAGGCCCCCCUGACCGUCCCUCUGGACAGAAGCCGAGCCUCUGUCGUGAUCGAUAGCAAUACAGAUGACAAGGAAGAAGUCUCAGCAGCGCUCACACUGGCACAUCUAAGAGAGAGCCGGGCCGUUGCGUGGAACAGAGAUGCAGAUGCAGAAGAGGAUAGGGCCCAACCGGUGGCCCUUCUGGAGCAAAGCCAAGCCUCUGCUGGGAGAGACAGUGACACAGACGUGAAGGAAAAGGGGCUCCCAGUGGAGAAGACAGGAACUGUUCCCAGGGGUCACACGGGCAAGGCAUAUUCGGAAAAGAGUCAACCUCCUCUCAGGGACAGUGAUACAGAGGUGAUGGAAGAGAAGAGCUCACUGGGGUUCCACCUGCAGAGAAGCCAAGCCUCUGCCACAGUGCAUGUCAACACACAAGUGGUGGAGGAAGUCCUACCAGGGCCAGCUGUUAUACUUCUGGAGAAGCAUCAAGUACCUGUAGCAUGGACACAUCAAACAGAUGUGGAAGCUGAAGGAGGCCCAGCAAAGCUGCCUGUGGUGUAUCUAGAAGAAGCCCAGCCUCCUCUAGCUGGGGACUGUGGCCCAGAUGCGGAGGAGAACACAUCCUUAGCAGCCUCAGCAGUGGCAGAUGUAAGAAAGAGCCAGCUUCAUGCAGAAGAAGAUACUGGGACAGAGUGGGCUGCAGCCGUUCUUGAACAGGGCAGAGCUUUUAUGGCUGGGGCCCAGGGUGGGUCACCCGCGGCCCAAGUGGAGCAGGACCUUCUCCCUGUCUCAAGGAAUAACAUAGCACAUCUGGUGGUGGACACAGGCACUCCAGGGGAACCCACCCAGCCACAGAGAGAGGGGGCCCAGACCCCCACAGAAAGGGAGAGAGAACCACAUGUGGAUAGGACCAUGAACUCUGGAGACAACCACGAUGAUUCUGAAGAUCUGGACCUACAAGCUACCCAGUGCUUUGUGGAGAGAGAGAAUCAGAGCCUGGAAGUCCCCAGCAUGGAGGAUGAACCCACCCAGGCCUUCCUGUUUACUCUGCCCCAAGAGCCUGGCCCUUCCCGUUGCAGCUUCCAGGCCACAGGUUCCCUGGAUGAGCCAUGGGAGGUCUUGGCUACACAGCCAUUCUGUCCGAGAGAGUCUGAAGCCUCUGAGACCCAGCCCAUUGCCACCCACAUUGAAGCCCAUGGACCUUGCCCCUCUCCACCUACGGCAGCACCACAAGAGCAACAUCCACAAAGUCCAGUUCAUGCAGAGUCACUGGGGAUUCAAGGCAGAGGGAUGCAGACUGUGGAGGAAGACAUGGGUACACCAAGAGAAACAGCAGAGAGGGUGACCCCUGAGAGAGGGCCAUUGGAGAGGGAAACUGAGAAACUGCCCUCGGAAGGAGAGAGGGAAGAUGUGAUGGGAGAGGAAGAAUCAACCAGGGGGAUACAGGACAGAGAACAAAAACAGGUGUUAGCUAGGGAUACUCAGAAACAAGAGUCAGACAAAAGAGUAAAAAGUGCAAGUACUGAAAGGGAUAUGGAGAGUUUGAAGGUAGAAAUUGAGACACCUAAGGAAAUACAAGAGAAAGAGAGAGAAAAGCAGACCCUUACAAGCGAAAUAUUUGACAGAGAAGCAGAGAAACCAGUAGCAGAGAGAGAGUGUGAGGCAGGUGGGUUAGAAGGGAAGGUACCCAAAGUGAUGCUGGACAGAGGCCCACAGACAGGGGAGACAGAGGCGGGGGGCCAGGACCAGAAAGGCCAGGCCUCAGGUUCGACACCAGAGCCUGGAGCGGGGGCGGGAGACCUUCAGGGACUUGCUUCAGACCCCAUAGCUUCUGGGAGCCAGUCAGGUGGAGGAAGGGGUGCCCCAGUGAGACCCAGGAGGCAGCAGAGAGGCUACUUGAAUUGUAAGAUGCCACCUGCUGAGAAGGCUUCCAGGGGUGAUCAGGAAUCCCCAGCUGCUUGUCGGCCUCCGGCAGUGCAGGAAGCUUCCACGCCACUCCAGAACCCCCUCAUCUCUCAGAGCCCCAAACGUCCUGCCCCUCAGUCCCUCCUUUCGCCCUCUCCACCUCCUUCAGAACCGCCCAUUCCCAGGACCAGACAAAAUGAGAGUCAGGAAGCUCUGGAGACUCCCUUUUCCUCAGAGCUGGACGCUCUCCACCCAAAACCCAAAGUCAAGCCCCAAGGGUCCUCUCCAGUUUCUUCUGUACCCCUUGAGCCCCACCCUACCACCUCCACAGACCAGCCUGUCACCCCCAAGCCCACAUCUCGGGCCACUCGGGGCAGGACACUUAGGUCCUCCGUCAAAACCCCUGAACGAAAUGUCUCCACAGCCCCUGAGUUCCAGCCUUCUGCCCACACAGACCAGCCUGUCACCCCCAAACCCACAUCUCGGGCCACUCGGGGCAGGACACAGAGGGCUUCUGUCAAGACUCCCGAACCAGUUAUCUCCACAGCCCCUGAGCCCCAGCCUUGCACUUCCACAGACCAGCCUGUCACCCCCAAACCCACAUCUCGGGCCACUCGGGGCAGGGCACUCAGGUCCUCAGUCAAAACCCCUGAACGAAAUGUCCCCACAGCCCCUGAGCUCCAGAAUUCUGCCCACACAGACCAGCCUGUCACCCCUAAACCCACAUCUCGGGCCACUCGGGGCAGGGCACUCAGGUCCUCAGUCAAAACCCCUGAACGAAAUGUCUCCACAGCCCCUGAGCUCCAGAAUUCUGCCCACACAGACCAGCCUGUCACCCCCAAACCCACAUCUCAGGCCACUCGGGGCAGGGCACUUAGGUCCUCUGUCAAAACCCCUGAACAAAAUGUCCCCACGGCCCCUGAGCUCCAGCCUUCGGCCCACACAGACCAGCCUGUCACCCCCAAACCCACAUCUCGGGGCAGGACACAGAGGGCUUCUGUCAAGACUCCCGAACCAGUUAUCUCCACAGCCCCUGAGCCCCAGCCUUCCACUUCCACAGACCAGCCUGUCACCCCCAAACCCACAUCUCGGGCCACUCGGGGCAGGACACUUAGGGCCUCUGUCAAAACCCCUGAACGAAAUGUCUCCACAGCUCCUGAGCUCCGGCCUUCUGCCCACACAGACCACCCUGUCACCCCCAAACCCACAUCUCAGGCCCCUCGGGGCAGGACACUUAGGUCUUCUGCUAAGACCCCUGAACCAGUUGUCCCCAUAACUCCUGAGCCCCAGCCUUCCACCUCUAAAGACCAGUCUCUCACCCCUGAGCCCACAUCUCAGGCCACUCGGGGCAGGACACAUAGGUCCUCUGUCAAGACAUCCCAGCCAACUGAACCCACAGCUCCUGACCUUGAACCUUCGUCCCCCACACACCAGCCUGUCACCCCCAAAGUCAUAGCUCAGGGUGGUCAGAGCAGGACACUAAGGUCUUCUACAGUAAGUGCUGUGCCAGUGCCUACCACCCCUGAGGUCCACUCUCCAGUCCCCACAGAACAGCCUAUUCCUCCUGAGCCCAUCCCUGAAGCCAAUUGCAGCAGGAGGCCAAGGGCCACUAGGAAACCUGGGUCUCUCACAGCUCACGUUCAUGAACCCUACUCUGCGCCCUCCGAACCUAACUCCCGGUCCUCAAGGAACCAGAGACGAGGGGCGGUGAGAGCAGCCGAGUCCCUUAGCACCAUUCCUGAGCCUGCCUUUGCCCAGCUUCCCGAGGCACCCACUCAUGCUCCCCAGAUCCCAAAGGGGGAGGCAGCAGAUAGAUCUGGCUUCACCCCAGAGCCCCAGCCUGAGGCCUCUCAAAAUCACAAGAGGCCUUUAGCUACUGUGGACUCACCUCCACUUCAAAAACGGCUCCAAAGAGGAGAAGUUCCCCAGAAGACAGCAUUCCUUAAGGAAGAAGAAGAAAAUCCUGCAGCGAAGCUGAGGAAGAUAGAGGAUGUAGUGAUUCCAGAACCAGGCAAGAGAAAGAGAGAGCAGACAGAGGAGGAGCCCCGGGAAAUACCGAGCCGCAGCCUGCGACGGACCAAACCUAUCCAAGAGUCCACGGCCCCCAAAGUGCUCUUCACAGGCGUGGUAGAUGCUCAUGGAGAGCGGGCAGUGCUGGCCCUGGGGGGCAGUAUGGCCAGCUCAGUGGCUGAGGCUUCCCACCUGGUGACGGAUCGGAUCCGCCGGACAGUCAAGUUCCUGUGUGCCCUGGGGCGGGGCAUCCCCAUCCUCUCCCUGGACUGGCUGCACCAGUCCCGCAAGGCAGGUUGCUUCUUGCCCCCGGCUGAAUAUGUGGUGACUGAUCCUGAGCAGGAGAAGAACUUUGGCUUCAGCCUUCGGGAGGCCCUGAGCCGGGCUCGGGAGCGAAGGCUGCUGGAGGGCUAUGAGAUUCACGUGACCCCAGGAGUCCAGCCACCACCACCUCAGAUGGGAGAGAUCAUCAGCUGCUGUGGAGGCACCGUCCUACCCAGCAUGCCCCGGUCCUAUAAGCCUCAGAGAGUUGUGAUCACAUGUUCCCAGGACUUCCCUCGAUGUGCCAUUCCAUUUCGGGUUGGGCUGCCCAUCCUCUCACCUGAGUUCUUGCUCACAGGAGUGCUAAAGCAGGAAGCCAAGCCAGAGGCCUUUGUCCUCUCCACUUUGGAAAUGUCAUCCACCUGAAAACCCCACCCCAGUAUGCUUUUCCUCCCAGACCAAUAUAUAAAGUGUUAGAAAUAUCUGGAAGAAAGAACUUAGGGCUUUAGAAAGGAUUGGGGUGUACUGAUCUGAUUUGUCUUGGAACAUGGGUGGGGCCGAAAAGGCUUGUUGGUAAACAAAGACAGGGAGAUUGGGAGCCACAGAUUUUCUUAAAUGGCCAUUUAAAGUUGGCCAAUCCCAUGCUCAGAUAUCUUAAGUUGCUGCUCAUAUUUAGCUGGACUGAUGUGCUUAUUGCUCUAUGGCAUGCACAGUGUCCUGCCUCCUGUUUGGAAACCAUUUGUUUCUCUUCUUCUUUUCUUACUGGGAUUCUUACUCAUCCUGCAAAAGAUAGUGGAAACAAUUUUAGUGUCCUGAACUUGAAAGAAUGCUUGGAGUGAGUAAAUUUGAAGGUGGAGUUAUGGAAUGCUACUAAAAUAUUUUCCUCUCUCCUUGACCUAUCUCGUUAGAAGCAUCCUUUAGCUUUGACGUUGAGCAAAUCUCUGCCCUUUUUUUUUUUUCUGGCCUGCUUUUCCAGUAUUUAUAAAGUUAGCUUAGGCUUAACCUCUGUGAUAAAUAAAUAUUCACUAUGUGCCUUA
Messenger RNA from Balaenoptera acutorostrata (minke whale), 7129 nucleotides. It is a transcript of the gene MDC1, whose product is annotated as mediator of DNA damage checkpoint 1. Gene Ontology annotation, molecular function: protein binding. Gene Ontology annotation, biological process: positive regulation of transcription initiation by RNA polymerase II. The record is from RefSeq and is a predicted model, not a curated record. Gene Ontology annotation, cellular component: nucleus. The coding region runs from base 789 to 6518 and encodes 1909 amino acids. The transcript is spliced from 16 exons. Lineage: Eukaryota; Metazoa; Chordata; Mammalia; Artiodactyla; Balaenopteridae.